UUGUCAACUCAAGUAAAUUUUAUUUAUUUCAUAAUAAUAAAAAAACACAUUUGUUGACUGACUUCUCUUCACUCACGUUCAUAAUAUUCAUAUACUGUGGAUCCAGAAUACAGUGAUUAAAUUUAAAAACUUUAUUUAAAUCGUGUAAUUUCAUAAAAAUAUUACGUCCAAAAUGGAAGGUUUGGGCUCCGAAGUUGGAAAUAAAAUGAGGAGUGCUGUAAAAGCAAAACUCAUUGAGUUGGGUUCAGGCACUGCCGGAUACAUUGAUGAUGAGUUGCCCGAUUAUGUUAUGAUUAUGGUAGCAAAUAAGCGAUCGAAAGACCAAAUGAUUGGCGAUUUAAGUUUGUUUUUAGGAAAGAACACAGACACCUUUGUCAGUUGGUUGCAUCAAGUGUUGGAAAAAUUGGAAGAAGUCACACUGCCAUCGAACGUUCAAAAGUCAUCGACAGAUAAACGUGACAAAAAGUUAAAACCAAAGAAACGUGGUGCAAAAGAUAAAACACCAGAUAAAUCGCCGGUGCGAUCAACGACACCACCACUUCAAAAUCCAGCGACAACUUCAAUUACCGACGUAUUUGCCGAUCAUUUAAUUCAAAAAGCGAAAAAAGUGAUUGAACCACCGCUGAGCGUUAAGAAGGCGGAACGAAAUGGCGGCAGCACUGGUGAUGGUUUUGAUAUUCCAACAAUUUCAGAGAUUGCCAAGAAGGCGGUUGGUGCUGUUGUUUGUCGCAAAGAAAUCACCGAAUUGGCCGAACUACAAAAGAAAAUCGAUCAAGCAAAACGACAACUACGUCACAUGACCGAUGAAUCAGAGGAUGAAGAUUUUCUCAAUUUAGGAGCUGACAAAAUGGAUUUCGAUGCUGAAUUGGUAAAUAACAGUAAAGAAACUGCCACAAGCAAUGAAUCGAGUGAAACCAUCGUAUCGAAGGCGCAUGAUGGGAAAAUACAUCAGAAAAUAACAUUCGACCAAAAACAACCGGACAAAGAGUCACCGUCGAAAAAAGGUUCGGUUUUAAAUCGCCUUGGAACAAGAGAUGAGGCUGAUAUGGAAAAAAGCGAAAAGACAGAACGAAAUAAGAACAUAAUAAGUUUGUCUGCACAUCGUCGAAUGGAGCAAGCGAUUUAUGUUCCGGCACAUCGUCGAACCGCCGAACAGUCGGGCAUUUCAAAGAGAUCGGAUACGGAUAAAGUGCGUGAACGAAGCCCACUCCGAAAUUCGGAUUCAAGACGUGGCUCAGCACGAGGAGACAGCCGAUUGCCCAGAGAUAGUCAAACGAGACGGCCGCGUGAUGCAAAAGAACCAAGAGAUUUACGCGAACGAGUAAGACAAAGAGAACGUGACAUUGAACAACGCGGAAGUCGAACAAAUCGAGACACAACACGUGAAGUUAAUCGAAAUGAAGAGAAACCAUCGAUUAACAAUCGAAUCGGUUCUCGUGUGAUUGUUGCACCGCCCAAACCGGAAUAUGUUGAAGAUGAAAUUGAGGUACCCGUUAAUUCCGUGGUUAAAGUGAAACCAAGACCAUUGAUACCGAGAAGUAAACAAGCCAGUAAAAAUCUAUUAUUGCGUGCUGUGGCUGAGGCCCAAAAAUCAACAGCACUUGCAACCAAACCAGUGGCACGUGAAUUCAAGGACACCGAACGAAAUACGAAGGAAUUGUAUACGAAAUCGUUUCGUAAUAAGUUGCAAAAGGGAAAUAUUGUGGUUGAAAUUGCCGGUGACGAUGAAUUGGAAACAGUUGAAGUCGUUGAAAAUGAAAAUGCCGGUACAGUGGAAGACGAAGAAUAUGUACCGGUUAAAACUGAUUCAAUCGAUGAAGAUGCCUUUGUUUACAUACCACAAGCAAUUCACAGUGAUGGAUCAAAAGACGGCAAUGGCCCAAAGACACAGUUCGUCGUCACAUUGGAUUCAUUAGGUUUUCCGGCAAAGAAAAAAAUCCCACAAAACGAUAGUCCGCGCAUGAAUCCAGAUUCAAAGAUGGAUGAACGCAAGAGAACGCCAAUAUCAAGUCGAAUAGGUAGACGAUCAGCAGAGACAGAAAAUGAGAUGGAAUUGCGUAAAGCGGUUGAAAAUAGCAGUAACAUGUCAUCGAAAGCAUUAAAACGCAAACGAACGCCCAUAAAAUUUGACAUGAAUGAUCGUGAGACUGAAGCCGAUUCAGAGCCAGUGAAAAAACGACGAUCAAGAAGUGUUGAACGUAAAAGCAGCGAAAAGGAGCACAGAAAGAGUGCAGAGCAUGAGAACAGUCGCCGACAAGAUAAUCGCAGUAAAUCACGCGAACGUGAUCGUGAAAAUAAUGAAUUCACAUCCAAAAUGCGAACAUUGAAGACAAACAGCCAAAAUAAAUACGAUAAUCUGCCACCACUUUCCAGUGCCAUUACGGUGACAUCCAAUGAUACCAAAUUAUCCAAAAAAGAUCGGUGCAAAUUCUAUCCAUCGUGUACACGAGGUGAACGAUGUGAAUACUAUCACCCGACAACUCCGUGCAAAGCCUUCCCAAAUUGCAAAUACGGUGACGUUUGUCUCUACAUUCAUCCAAAGUGUAAAUUCGAUUUAACAUGCUCUCGACUCGACUGCAAUUUUACACAUACGCCAGUCAUGAGCGCUGCACCUCCUUUAGCUUCACACGUUGUGCCUGUAACCAAUUAUAAGAAAAUUGUAACAACUCCUCUGCCCACACUAUGUCGUUUCUAUCCGAAUUGUUCAAAUACAUUGUGCGAAUUUUACCAUCCAAAACCGUGCAAAUUUGGUAAAAGCUGUACCAAUAAAGUCGAGUGCAACUUUUAUCACUUUGAUUUACCCAUACCGAUAAAUCACACAUCAAUGCCAUCGAAAAAUAAAUUGAAAUGGGUUGCCUCAGCCGUUUAAGAAGCAAUCAAAUGCUACAACUGACUACUGGAUUUAUAGAAUUUAUUUAGAAAGAAGAAGAAAAAUUGUUUUUAUUUAUCAUCUUAUGUAUUUGUGGGUUUACUAUUAGUUUAGAUUUGAUUUUUAUUUAAUAUUCAAAGAUUGUAAUUGAUAUCAUUUUCAAAAGAAGAUUAAAAAAUAAGAAAAUCGAAUCUUUUCACCCAGCAUGUAUCGAUCUAUUCCUUCUAAAAUAAUAAAUGAAUUUUAAAUCAUGCCGUAGAGACUCUAUAACGCUAUAUCAUGCCACCUUCAAUGUUACAUUCAGAAUGUAUUGCAUUUUAUGGCUUAGGCACAAUAAUUUUAUUUUUAUCAGCUAAACAAGAAAUAAAAUGAAUCAAUUUUUAAUUUAUAUAAAAACCUAAAACCAUUUAUAUCAUCAAUAAACUGAAAUACUUAUUUCAAUAUAUAAAACUAA
Molecule: messenger RNA, 3323 nt
Organism: Contarinia nasturtii (swede midge)
Lineage: Eukaryota; Metazoa; Arthropoda; Insecta; Diptera; Cecidomyiidae
Gene: Nab2
Product: zinc finger CCCH domain-containing protein 14
Exons: 6
Coding region: 173-2869 (898 amino acids)
Biological process (GO): regulation of mRNA stability
Cellular component (GO): nucleus; cytoplasm
Molecular function (GO): poly(A) binding; metal ion binding
Source: RefSeq, a predicted model, not a curated record